AUGGCCUCACUCGGAGAUGAUUUGCUUGUCACCGUCAACAAGCUUCAAGAUCUGGUUUUCAACACCAUCGGCAAUGACUCCCUCGACCUGCCUCAGAUUGUUGUUGUAGGCUCCCAAUCUUCCGGCAAAUCGUCUGUACUUGAAAAUAUUGUCGGUCGAGAUUUUUUACCGAGAGGCAGCGGGAUUGUUACAAGACGACCGUUAAUCCUGCAGCUGAUAAAUAUCCCUGGUGAACGCGAUUCCAGAUCAGAGACUGAUCCGGUUCAUGGCCCGCAUCCGGCACCCGGCGUUGCAGCUCAGGGUGAGUGGGCCGAGUUCCAUCAUCUACCUGGACGCAAGUUCGAGGAUUUUGCUCUAGUCAAACAGGAGAUCGAGAAUGAAACGGCUAGAAUUGCAGGAAAUAAUAAGGGUAUCAAUCGGCAGCCCAUCAACCUGAAAAUCUUCUCCCCUCACGUCCUAAAUUUAACUCUCGUGGACCUCCCCGGUUUGACAAAAGUUCCAAUUGGGGACCAACCUUCUGACAUUGAGAAACAAACUCGUACACUGAUUUCCGAAUAUAUUGCGAAGCCGAACAGCAUUAUCCUUGCGGUGUCUCCGGCCAACGUUGAUCUUGUCAACUCCGAGGCUUUGAAACUCGCCCGCCAAGUAGAUCCCAUGGGACGGAGGACGAUUGGUGUGCUGACCAAAUUGGACCUCAUGGACCAUGGUACAAAUGCUCUGGAUAUUCUCACUGGUCGGGUUUACCCCUUGAAGUUGGGCUUCAUUGGCGUUGUCAAUCGGUCUCAACAAGACAUUCAAAGUGGCAAGUCAUUGGCUGAGGCCCUGAAGUCUGAAGAGGAGUUUUUCAGGCACCAUCCCGCUUAUCGGAAUAUGGCGAACCGCUGUGGAACGCAGUUUCUGGCAAAGACUCUCAAUUCUACUUUGAUGGCUCAUAUUCGCGACCGUUUGCCCGAUAUUAAGGCUCGGCUCAACACUCUGAUGGGGCAGACACAGCAGGAACUUGCCAGCUAUGGCAACAAACAAUUCAGUGGCAAGGAACACCGGGGAUCAUUGAUCCUGCAACUAAUGACACGUUUCGCCUCUUCUUUCAUUGCCUCUAUCGACGGAACCUCUUCGGACAUCUCGACUAAGGAACUGUGUGGAGGGGCGAGAAUCUACUAUAUUUUCAAUUCCGUCUUUGGCCAGUCACUUGAGAGCAUCGACCCGACCCAAAAUCUCACGGCCUACGACAUUCGAACUGCGAUACGUAAUUCGACUGGACCCCGUCCAAGCCUGUUUGUGCCGGAACUUGCGUUUGACCUUUUAGUCAAGCCUCAGAUCAAGCUCUUGGAAGUCCCCAGUCAGAGAUGUGUUGAAUUGGUAUACGAAGAGCUGAUCAAAAUUUGUCACACCUGUGGUUCUCAAGAGCUUUCACGGUUCCCCCGCCUUCAAGCCAAACUGAUCGAGGUGGUGUCAGAUCUUCUCCGUGAACGGUUGGGCCCGUGUUCCAGUUACGUUGAGUCUCUUAUUGCCAUACAAAGGGCAUAUAUCAACACUAAUCAUCCAAAUUUCCUGGGUGCCGCUGCCGCCAUGUCUUCUGUCAUCCAGAGCAAGCAAGAGCAGGAAAAGAAGGCACUACUAGCCGAAGAAAAGAAGAAGCGUGAGAAGCGACGGCUGAAGGAACUUGGGGGAGUGAAUGGCACUGCAGUUGCCGAGGAAGAUGAAGAACAGCAGGCUGAUCAGAAGACACAAGCUAUUCCUGUCCGAGGUUCCAACGGGACUGGUCCUCGAAACCUGUCCCCACACGUGGGCAGGGGAGCGGAGAAUAACGUUUCUACAACGCUAAACGGAGCACAGCAAUCAACGUCCCCUCCGAGAUUUGGGUCCACGAAUACAGCCCGUGAUUCAUUCCUCAAUUACUUCUUUGGCAAAGAGGGAGGUAUCCAGUCAGCUGGGCCUCUCCCUCAGCCAACAUCGUCUCAAGCUAGGCGUGUUGGCCACUCUACUGAGCCCAGUAUCAGCCACAGUAUCCGCAGAGCGGAGACAAAGUCACCGGUCCUGCCACAUGAUGAAUAUAACGCUCCCACCUCUGAAUAUGGAGGUGACGGUUCGCAAUUUCCCGAUGAUAAUGCUGAGCCAACCCUCACUGAGCGGGAGCUUAUGGAGACUGAGUUGAUACGGAAAUUGAUAUCGUCAUACUUCAAUAUUGUGCGGGAGACCAUCGCGGAUCAAGUUCCUAAGGCUAUUAUGCACCUUCUUGUCAACCACAGUAAGGAUGUGGUUCAGAAUCGACUUGUCAGUGAGUUAUACAAGGAGGAGCUUUUUUCUGAGCUUCUUUAUGAAGAUGACGGGAUCAAGGCGGAGCGUGAAAAGUGUGAGAAGCUUUUGGAAACUUACAAGGAAGCGGCAAAGAUUGUGGGUGAAGUCUUGUAA
This is a messenger RNA of Rasamsonia emersonii CBS 393.64, 2412 nucleotides long. Its product is annotated as Dynamin GTPase. Lineage: Eukaryota; Fungi; Ascomycota; Eurotiomycetes; Eurotiales; Trichocomaceae. Gene Ontology annotation, molecular function: GTPase activity; microtubule binding; GTP binding. Gene Ontology annotation, cellular component: membrane; peroxisome; cytoplasm. The record is from RefSeq and is a predicted model, not a curated record. Bases 1 to 2412 code for a protein of 803 amino acids. Gene Ontology annotation, biological process: mitochondrial fission; peroxisome fission. The transcript has 3 exons.